AUGCCCUUUCUCGACCCUUCUGACUCAAUAGCAUCAUAUGGACUUGACUCCGCAACGGGCAAAGAUGUUGCGCAGCUCGCCAAGGGGCCACGGUACCAACAGCAUGCUCAGUCUGGGCAAAUUAACAAGACCUCCUGGCGAAGAGGGCUGGGAGGCCUUCCCGGAGUUGUGAAUGAUGACGCGGCCGCGUUUAAACCAGCACCAAGUGCUACUGACGACAUGGAUACCGCUCCGUCUCAAAGUUCCUACAACGUCGCAUCUACACGGGCCCCUGUAGGAUGGAUCUGA
This is a messenger RNA of Ustilaginoidea virens, 288 nucleotides long. RefSeq lists its product as uncharacterized. The transcript has a single exon. NCBI's taxonomy places the organism in Eukaryota, Fungi, Ascomycota, Sordariomycetes, Hypocreales, Clavicipitaceae. Bases 1 to 288 code for a protein of 95 amino acids. The record is from RefSeq and is a predicted model, not a curated record.